AUGAAUUCAAUCAUAUACUUUGGUUUUUCAAACGAUCUGCGCCAAAGUAAUCUCUAUUCUCUUAAUUAUCAACAAAUAUCUCGUUUUGCAUUCAAAGAGUUCAUUGAUACCAUAAAAUUCACAAAUCGCAAAAGCAUUUUUCUCCGCACAUGCAAGGCCAACAAAGGUGUCAUAGUAGUCCAGCUAUUCUUCUCGAUAGCGGCUACACUAUUAAAAUACAUGAACCCUUUCUUCCAACAAAAGCUACUUGAAUAUAUCACCGAUUCUAAAGGACUCCCCUUAAGCACCGCUUAUACUUUUGUAUUUGGUAUGUUCUCUGUUGGAGUGGGCGAGGUACUCUUCAAUGGCAUCAGCUUGUGGGCCGGAAGACGCUGGAAUAUUCGCAUAUUUAUGAUGCUGGACGCCGAGAUCUAUGCAAAGACUUUGAAGCACAAGGACAUGUCUGGAAAAGUCGAGAAGAAAACACCAGAAGGACAAGAUGAAAAAUCCAAGAAGGAAAAGCCUUUUAGUAGUGUUGGCAAGAUCACUAAUUUGAUGAGUUUCGAUGCUGACCGCCUUGCCGACUUUCCUCUUAAUGCAACUAUGCUAUACACCUCUCCACUCGAAAUUUUUGUGGCCAUUUUUUACCUGUAUAAUUUGCUUGGAUUCGCUGCAAUUGUCGGACUGGGUAUCAUGGUCGUAUUUUCCCCGGUGACUGGAAUAAUUACAAAAAUCAUGACCAAGAGAUAUAAGGAAUAUUCAGCUGCCAAAGAUAAACGCAAUGCUUUGGUUAAUGAACUUCUACAGGGUAUUAGAAUGAUCAAAUACUUUGCUUGGGAAGAUAACUGGGAAAAGAGAGUUAUGGAGGCUCGUAAUACAGAACUCUCAAAACUCAUUAGAAAUCUGUCUGCCAACAUCUUAUUGUCCAUUACAUAUCUUGCUGUCCCGGCCUUGGUGUCUUCUGCCUCCUUCAUAUGGUACACAAAGAUAGCCGGAAAUGAUCUGACAGCUAGUGUGGCAUUUGUCAGUAUUACGCUGUUUACAAUGCUUCGCAACCCACUCAAUGGAAUCCCUGAUAUAAUCAACACCGUUACCGAGAGUUACGUCUGCUUAAAGCGUAUUGAAUCAUAUAUUGAGGAGCCCGAAAUUGGAGAUGGUAUUGUAAAUGAACCUAUCACUGUUCCCGAAGGUCCUGAGGUCAAGGAUGAUGCUGCUACCGAAGUAACUCCUGAUGAACAGCCCGUUUUCUCUCUCAAAGUUCCCGCCUUUGAGUUUCCAACCUCUGAACUUAGUAUCGUCUGUGGUCCGACCGGAAGUGGAAAGUCGAGUUUCUUGCAUGCCCUUCUGGGAGAAAUGGAUAUCGUCUCUGGACGUGUUUACUUGCCUUCCAAGACCAAGCUAGAUCUUGAUACUACAUAUUCUGUCGUUGAUCCCGAGUAUCCCUCUCUCGUCCUGAAUAAGGUUGCAUAUGUAGCCCAGCAAGCCUUUUUACAACAUGCCUCGAUCCGUGACAAUAUCCUGUUCGGCCAAGAAUUUGAUCCAGUUCGCUACAAGAAGGUGCUUUCCCAGUGUGCCCUCGUCAAGGAUCUCUCCAUCUUUUCAGACGGCGAUCGUACCGAGAUUGGUGAGAAAGGUAUCUCUUUAUCUGGUGGUCAAAAGCAACGUGUUGCUUUGGCCCGUGCUGUUUAUUCACAUGCAAAGACCGUGCUUCUGGACGACUGCCUUAGUGCUGUUGAUGCACACACUGCCAAGCACAUCUACCAGCGUUGUAUUAAAGGCGACCUUCUCAAGGGGCGUACGGUAAUUUUGGUAACCCACCAUGUGCGUCUUUGCUUGCCCGCUGCAAAAUUUGUCAUGAAAUUUGAGCGUGGCGCUGUGGCCGGCUAUGGAUAUAUUGAAUCUCUUAGAGAAGACGAUUCUCUAAUCAGUCUUUUGGGCGAAGAAAUUAUCGACAACAAUGAGUAUCCUGAAGAUCUUAUCGAAGAAGCGGACGAAGAAUUCGAUUUAAUUGACGAUAAUGCAGAUGUCCAUAAUAUGAUCAAAGAAGAGAAAACCGAGAAAGGACAUGUAAAUUAUAAAGUGUACUCAACCUACUUUUACGCAUGUGGUGGCUGGUUUUUCUGGAAUACACUCUUGUUAUCUUUUUUAAUUGCCCGAGCAUUAGUAUUCGGAGAGAAUUGGUGGUUGAGACUCUGGGCUGCAAGCAGAAGUACAUCAGGAGAGCCUAUAGGAAAUCUUACUGCUACUGCAGUUCCUAUGAUUUAUAAUGGAAUGUCGUAUUUUAACCAAGUUAUCAAAGAUCAAAAUGUGUUCCAGUCCUGGGUGCAUGAAGACGACCAGCCAAGAAGCGUAGAUUACUACAUUUCUGUGUACCUGUGUAUUUGCUUUGGUUUUAUCUUCUUCAAUUCUCUCCGUAGCGUCUUUCUCUACUGGGGCUCAUUGCGUGGUGCAAGAAUCAUAUUUAAAAGCUUGCUACACAGAAUAAUACACUCGCCUAUGCGCUUUUUCGACACAACUCCCAUUGGCCGUAUUCUCAACCGCUUUGGAAACGACUUAGCUACGGUAGACAUCAACGUCGCUCGUGCUAUCAGUCGUUUACUCGAGCAGAUUACAUCUCUUGCUGUGUCUGUCCUUGUAAUGUGUGUUAUCACACCCCAGUUUGCAGUAGUUGUGUUCUUUGUCGGAGCACUAUAUAUCUUGAUUGGCUUAUUCUACCUACGCGCGUCACGUCAGUUCAAGCGUAUCAACUCUGUCACUCGAUCACCCAUUUACUCGCACUUUACCGAAACUCUUAUGGGACUUACCACAAUCCGUGCUUACUGCCAAGAAGACAACUUUCAGCUUAACCUUUACCAAAAGAUUGAUAAUCAUAUAGCGCCUUUCUACCUUUUGUGGAUGACCAACCGUUGGCUGUAUGCUCGCAUAGAGUUUGCUGGCACAUUUAUUACUUUGUUUAUCGGUGUCUUCCUCCUUAAAAACCUUGAUACCAUUGAUGCUGGUAUGGCUGGUAUCUCCUUUUUCUAUGCCCGUUCAUUCCUGGAUAAUAUCUACUGGAUCAUCCGCAUGUACACCCAGGUUGAGAUGUUCCUAAAUUCAGUCGAGCGUGUUCAAGAGUACACUGAAAUAGAGCAGGAGGCUCCUGCCGUUAUCAGUGGGAGCCGCCCCCCUGCUGCUUGGCCCACGACUGCCUCUGUUGAAGUAAAAGAUCUCGUGGUUGGGUAUGCAGCAAACCUUGAUCCUGUACUUCAUGGAAUCUCUUUUGACAUUCGAUCUCACGAAAAAGUGGGUAUUGUUGGACGCACUGGAUCAGGAAAGAGCACCCUCACACUCAGUUUCUUCCGUUUCCUCGAACCAACCAGCGGAAGUAUCGCUAUCGAUGGCAUUGACAUUACUCAUAUUGGUGUACAGGAUCUUCGUUCCAAGCUCACAAUUAUUCCCCAAGAUGCCGUUUUGUUCUCUGGAACUAUCCGUUCCAACCUCGAUCCUUUUGAAGAAUACACAGACAGCGCAGUCUGGGAAUCUCUGGUUAGAGCCCACCUUUCUUCCGAAAGCCGUGACGAGGAAGUUGCAGAAGGAAAUGCUACCUGGGCUGUCACUAGUCUUAACCAAACUGUGAGUGAUGGUGGUAACAACUUUUCUCAAGGGCAACGUCAGCUACUUUGCAUGGCUCGCGCAUUGCUCAAGAACAGCAGACUUAUUAUCAUGGACGAAGCUACCGCCAGUGUUGAUUUCGAGACUGACAAGAAGAUUCAGAACACAAUUCGCGAAGAGUUUGUCAACUCGACUUUGAUCUGUAUUGCCCAUCGCCUGAGAACUAUUAUGGAUUACGACCGAGUUUUGGUGCUCGAUCAAGGCAAGAUUAUUGAAUAUGACACACCCGCAAACCUGUUGAUCAAUGAUGCUGGUACCGGUCUAUUCAAAUCAAUGUGUGAGAAGUCCGGUGAACUCGAUGUGUUGAUCGAAAUGGCUCAUAGUGCAGAAAAAUUAAGUGAUUCAGGCAAGAUGUUUGAACAAGCUGAUCAGCACACAACCAGCCGCCAAGAUUAA
Phycomyces blakesleeanus NRRL 1555(-) is the source of this 4026-nucleotide messenger RNA. RefSeq lists its product as hypothetical. Gene Ontology annotation, biological process: transmembrane transport. Gene Ontology annotation, molecular function: ATP hydrolysis activity; ABC-type peptide transporter activity; ATP binding. Gene Ontology annotation, cellular component: membrane; fungal-type vacuole. The transcript has 4 exons. The record is from RefSeq and is a predicted model, not a curated record. The coding region runs from base 1 to 4026 and encodes 1341 amino acids. Lineage: Eukaryota; Fungi; Mucoromycota; Mucoromycetes; Mucorales; Phycomycetaceae.